This is a messenger RNA of Haplochromis burtoni (Burton's mouthbrooder), 2140 nucleotides long. RefSeq names its product V-set domain containing T-cell activation inhibitor 1. The record is from RefSeq and is a predicted model, not a curated record. The transcript is spliced from 4 exons. The coding region runs from base 79 to 627 and encodes 182 amino acids. NCBI's taxonomy places the organism in Eukaryota, Metazoa, Chordata, Actinopteri, Cichliformes, Cichlidae.
CCCCUCCAUUACUCGACACAAGCACCAAAACAAACAAACGGCUUGCCCAGCUCAAUCGUCGUUUAUUUUCUUGCAGAAAUGUCGUCUUUUGUGGUUUUUCUCUCCUGUGCAUUCUUUGUGACUUCUGCAUUAGAAGAUCACACAGAGGUCAAAGUGAGAUCUGGGCAAAAUGUCACUCUCCAGUGUCAGGGUCCCAGAGGUUUAAAUAUCACCCUGUUAGAGUGGAGCAAACCUGAGUUCAACUCAGAGAGUUAUGUGUUCUUCUUCCAAAACCAUCGUUUGUAUGAAAACUACCAGCAUGAAUCCUUUAGAGGCCGAGUAGCACUGAAAGAUCGAUCGAUGAAAGAUGGAGAUGUUUCUGUGAUUCUGAGGAACGUCAACAUCAACGAUACAGGAACAUACAGCUGUGAGAUUACAACCAGGAUGAAGGGAAAAGUAGUUCAUGAGGUUGUGCACUCCAUCAACCUCAAAGUCACAGACUCAGAUGAAAACAUCAAGGGUGGAGAAGAAGAGGAUGGAAACAACAUGAAUAAGUCUCUCCCACUUAUAUUUGAAAUUAUUUUACUUCUCAUCACAGCUUUUCCUGCUUCCCAGACUGUCACAGCGCAAACAUACAGAGAAAAAUAACCAUUCAUUCAUACCUGGAGAGAAGCCACACAGAAACGUGAACAUGCAAAGAACAAUCCCAAACUGGAUUCAGACUCUGGACCUUCUCCCUGUAGACUGUGGUGACGGUGCCACCCUUGGUUGCAAUCAUAAACAGCAAUUGUUUAAUUGAUACAUGAAUGAUACAUAAAUGUGAAACAAUUUGAUAGGUUUUACUCAAUUUUAUGUUACAUUUUAAAUUACAUGAUCUCAAUAGAAUAAAUAAAUCAAGAGUAAACUUUCACUUAAUGUUUUUGUAACUGUAACAACCGUUCUGUGUCUGUGACAGCGAAAAUAAUAAAUAAAUUAAAUUCAGUCGUGGUUCCCUUCAAAGCUCUGCAUCAUUUCUGAGUUUUUUUAUUAUUAAUCACAAAUACUUCACAAAAUUUUACACCAAAUUUAAUCAAACGGCCGACUUCAGCUUCCGCCAUUUAAUUCUACUCUUUGCUUUCGCUCGCUCGCUCCUGCUGUUGUCCAAAGUCAUCACACACACACACACACACAACCAUCUCAUGUUGCUUAGCUAACUUCUCCCUGACACCACCAUACAAUCUAUCAGAUAAUACCCUCUGCAUAAGCUGUGGUCCUGUGUGCUGUUUUGCAGUAAGUGUGAAAAAGGGAGCAGCUGUGCCUCUGUUUCUGCAGUUUGUCCUGAUGGAGUUAUUAACUGUUCUGUGCACUGAAGAAUAACCUGCAGCUGGAUCUCAGUCAUAACACGUCAUGUGACUGUUUUAGGAUGAAAUGUUGGGCUUUAUAGAUUAGAGCUGCAAACAUUACACCACAGCUCAUCCACUCUUUAACCUGAAGUGACUGUAACACCUCUGCAUCACAGGUCUGAUUAGCUGCUAUAAUAUUAACUGGCAGGAGGGGGUCAGUCUAAGAGAGACAUGUGGCACUCAGAAAACCCUGAAUUCAAAUCUAUGGCAGACAGCAACAGUAAAGAUGGUUGCAGAGGCUGAAAUCCCAUGUGUGAAAAAGGGUUUUUAAAACCUUAUUUUGGAGCAAAGUCAGCAAACGUUAAAAAAUGCUUGAUGUCAGAUUUGACUGCUGAUCCUGUACAUGCAGUGUUUAUGUCCUGGUGACCAUUCAAAUAAAAGACAGAGCAGAUAAUGCUUCAUAAAUAUUUACCAGUGCAGCAUUUCAUGAUGGCUGCAGAGUGAUCGGAUCUGCUUCUAGAAGGAACCUCCUGUGUGACGCCAAACUGGAUUAGCUUUAAAUUCUUUUAUUAAAGACAAACAUAAACUUUCCAUUUCAUCCUGAGCUCUACAUUCAAACUGUUCCAGUGCAGCUGUACAACUGUAAACACACACAGAAUAUGAUUGAAUAAAUAAUAUAGAGAGGAGUGCAGGGAUGUGUUUGGCAGCCAGCUGGACCUCACUGGUUAGACUGGUUAAGCUGUGGUGAAGGUGUGUGGCUCAGCUUCAGUGGGGAGUAGAUGACGGCUGGCUCUGGUGGAAGAUCUGAACACAAACACACAGAUUACAGAAAGUUUAGA